This is a messenger RNA of Camellia sinensis, 603 nucleotides long. The record is from RefSeq and is a predicted model, not a curated record. NCBI's taxonomy places the organism in Eukaryota, Viridiplantae, Streptophyta, Magnoliopsida, Ericales, Theaceae.
AUGUUGGGUAACGAUGCUAUGUUAUUCUUGGAGGAGGGGGAGUACGGGACCUACCACCAUACAUACUUGAUGCCCCCAUUGACAGGUAUCCGUACUCCGACGAGGAGGGCUGCUGGUGCAUCACUGUCGAGUAGAGUCCGGGCUACAGAUAUGCCUUCGACUAGCAGGGCCGGUACAUCGAGGAGUGGGCCUCCCAUCGAGUAUUGUGACGGGUUUCUCGGAGUGGUGGCCUCACUCGAGAGCAUGGUCCUGCGUAGAGAGACGCAGCUGUUCAUCGCCGAUGUUUCGAUGCCACCACUACAGGCCGGGCCAUCUCGGCCUUCCCGAAGAGUCGGGAGAGGGGACUCGUGUCGUAGACGAGGCAGGCGCAGAGCACCCAUCGUAGAUGACGAGGAGUCUAGUAAGGAGGAGGAGACUGCCCAUCCUCAGUCAGAGACUUCUGCAGGCAGGGAGGAGGAUUCUGGUUCGGGUUUUGAGGGUGGAGAUGAUGCCGAGGAGGAUUCCGAGGGCGACAUCUCUGAUUCGGAUGGUGAUGCCGACGAUGGUGGCGCAGAGGCUGUUCAGCCGAAGAGGACGAAGUGGGUCUCUGAGUCUUGCGCUUGA